This is a messenger RNA of Melitaea cinxia (Glanville fritillary), 1346 nucleotides long. RefSeq names its product CD63 antigen-like. The record is from RefSeq and is a predicted model, not a curated record. The transcript has 5 exons. Gene Ontology annotation, cellular component: membrane. The coding region runs from base 1 to 723 and encodes 240 amino acids. Lineage: Eukaryota; Metazoa; Arthropoda; Insecta; Lepidoptera; Nymphalidae.
AUGUUGGCGAAAAUCUUCACCACGGUCAAAUAUACUUUAGUUUCGAUUAAUUUAUUGUUUUUGAUAACAGGUAUUAUUGUACUGUCCGUCGGUAGUUCUGUGCAAUCCGCGUACAAUGAGUACCAUGUGUUCCUGUCUGAGAGAUUUUUCUCUCUUCCCGCGUUUUGCAUCGCUACCGGAAUCAUCAUCUUCCUUAUAUCCUUUGCUGGUUUCUACGGAGCCUUCAAGGAGAACUAUUACGUUAUCAUGGGGUUCGUAGGAGCCAUGAUCUUGAUGUUCAUAUUCCAACUAUCAGCGUGUAUCGCAGGCUAUGUUCUGCGUGGAAACACGAUUGCGCUUGUUCAGAAGAAGCUCAUCGAAACAAUGGACCUCUACGGUGAAAAGAGCUUUGAGGUUACUAAGCUGUGGGAUGAAGUGCAGACUGACUUCACUUGCUGUGGCGUGCUAAAUUCAAGUGAUUGGUUGACUCCGUUAAACACAGUGGCGACUCAAGGAGUUCCUAUCAGCUGUUGUGACCAUGUCUACGGUACAAUCACGACUUUCAACUGCAGUAUUGCUACCGCUUAUAAGACUGGAUGCUCAGAAGUCUUCGGUAACUGGGUGGAGUCCCAUGCGACGACUAUUGGGUUAUCGGGAGUAUUUUUAGUUUUAAUGCAGGCUCUGAUUGUCGCGGGCGGAUUGUGGCUGGCUAACAUUUCAAGGCAGGAGCGAGAGUUUCCUUAAAAUAUGUAUUAAAUUAUAUAAAUAGAUACUAAGGAUAAAAUAAAAACUAUUUCUGUAUUUAAUAGUUAUUAACUUAUUUCUAUUCAAGCAUUUUGUUUAUUAAUCUUUUAUCAAAUAUUAUUACGUUGUCUAAAGGAUAUUGUUAGUUAUAUUUCCAGCACUACUGUUUAGAAUUAAGAUGAUAUUGCCCUAUUUAAUAUUUGUCAAAAUAUCUUUAGAACUAAUAUAAAACAAGAACGUCUCUUGACAUAAUCGUAUUUAGUUAGCAUAAUUUGCUAGGUAGAAUUGAUCAUUUCUGAGAUGAACAUUAUACAUUAUAAACUAUUCUAAAAUUAUUGCGUCCACGUGUAAAUAUACAAAAAAAAAAAAACGACACACGCAAACACACAUCUUGAUAUAAGUAUUAUUUAUGUAUUAUAUAUGUGAUUGACUUAUGUACUUAAAAACGAACAAAAUGAAGUUAAUAAAUUAUUGAUCGCUUUAAAAUGUUUUUCUAAAACAAUGGUUUUAAUAAUGAUUGUAAGUGUCAUCAGAAAUAUACGUCAAUGAUGAUAAAUGUUUGUAUUAUUUUUAGACCUGUAUCUUUUGUAAUUGCGAAAUUAAAAGGAAAUGCUUGCAUGCUA